AUGGAAUCCCAGACCCUGUUUCAACUCCAUCAUCAAAUUCAAUCAAUCACCACUCGCCAUCUCCGAAUCCACACUAGACCUUCACCUUCACCUUCACCUUCACACUAUUCCUGGUCUGCUCUGUCUUUUCAAAAUGGAAUUCCUUUCACAGGUUUAUCGGCGAGGUUGGGAUUGCCGGAAUCUGUAGCUCCGGUGACAUCGUCGAAGGGAAAAGUAGAAGCAGGAGUUGAGGAAGAAGAAGCGGAAAUGAACGCAGAGGAAUGGAAGAAGUUAGGAUAUGAGGUUUAUGAGGAAGUGAGAGGCGAUAAGAGGUGUGGAGAGAGGAAAGGAAUAGUGGAGGUGAUUGAAUGCUUGGAAGAUGAGGCAAUCCUUGGAAGCGACCAGGGGAGAGAGCCCACAGAUUACAAUCGGAGGGCUCGUAUCUUCGAAAAGAGCUCUCGCGUCUUCCAGGCUCUCAAGCAACGCAGUGAAGCUAUCAGUCCCUAA
Molecule: messenger RNA, 486 nt
Organism: Macadamia integrifolia
Lineage: Eukaryota; Viridiplantae; Streptophyta; Magnoliopsida; Proteales; Proteaceae
Exons: 1
Coding region: 1-486 (161 amino acids)
Source: RefSeq, a predicted model, not a curated record